AUGGAGAACGGAGGACCCGACCCUGGGCAGAUAAGGCAAGUCCUUCUUCUCUUUGUCUUUUUAGGACUUUCUCAGGCAGGCUCUGACUUAGGGCGCUUUUCUGUGGCAGAGGAAAUGCAGAGCAGAAGCUCUGUAGGCAAUUUGGCAAAGGACUUGGGACUGGAGGUGGGGGAGCUAUCCUCACGGGAGGCCCGGGUGGUCUCUAAGGAUAACAAAGAACAUUUGCAGCUGGAUAUAAAAACAGGAGAUUUGCUCCUAAGUGAAACUCUAGACCGAGAAGAACUCUGUGGCUCCACCCAGCCGUGCGUACUGCAUUUCCAGGUGUUAAUGAAAAACCCCUUGCAGUUUUUUCGAAUUGAGCUCCAGGUCAGGGACAUAAAUGACCACUCCCCCGUUUUCAUAGAAAAAGAAAUGCUCCUUGAAAUCCCAGAGAAUAGCCCUGUCGGUGCUGUGUUCUUACUGGAAAGUGCAAAGGAUUUAGAUGUAGGAAUCAACACCCUAAAAAACUACACAAUCAGCCCCAACUCUCAUUUCCACGUUAGAAUUAGAGUCAACCCAGACAAUAAGAAAUACCCAGAGCUGGUUUUGGAUAAGGCACUGGAUUACGAAGAGCAGCCUGAGCUCAGUUUCAUUCUCACUGCUCUGGACGGCGGGUCUCCAUCCAGAUCCGGGACUGCCUUGGUUCGGGUAGUGGUUGUGGACGUUAAUGACAACUCCCCUGAAUUUGAACAGCCCUUUUAUGAGGUGAAGAUUCCAGAGGAUAGCGUCAUAGGCUCACCAAUUGUGACCCUUUCAGCUUGGGAUUUAGAUUCGGGAACAAACGGUGAAAUAUCAUACACCUUUUCCCAUGCCUCAGAAGACAUUAGUAAGACAUUUGAAAUUAAUAAAAAAUCUGGAGAAAUUAGUUUAACAGCACUCUUGGAUUUUGAAAGAACUGAUUCAUAUUCAAUACUCAUUCAAGCCACAGAUGGAGGUGGCCUUUUUGGAAAAUCAACUGUGAGAAUUCAGGUGAUGGAUGUGAAUGACAAUGCUCCUGAAGUCACUGUGUCAUCAAUUACCAAUCCGAUACCUGAAAAUUCACCUGAGACUGUGGUUAUGGUUUUUAGUAUCCAAGACAAAGAUUCUGGGGAGAAUGGUAGAAUGAUUUGCUCUAUCCCUGAAGACCUUCCAUUUAAGCUAAAACCUUCUGUUGAGAAUUACUACACACUGGAAACAGAGAGAACACUGGACAGAGAAAGCAGAGCCAAGUACAACAUCACCAUCACAGUCACAGAUUUGGGCACACCCAGACUGAAAAGCCAGCACACCAUAAUCUUGUUAGUCUCUGAUGUCAAUGACAACGCACCAACCUUUUCCCAAACGUCCUACACUUUGUUCAUCCGCGAGAACAACAACCCCGCCCUGCACAUGGGCACAGUCCGUGCCACAGACAGAGAUUCAGGCACCAACGCUCAAGUCACUUACACUGUGCUACCACCACAGGAUCUACACCUCCCGCUCCCCUCUUUGGUCUCCAUCAAUGCGGACAAUGGGCAGCUAUUCGCUCUAAGGUCUCUAGAUUAUGAGACCCUGCGAGCGUUUGAGUUCCACGUGGGCGCAACAGACGCAGGCUCCCCAGCGCUGAGCAGUGAGGCACUGGUGCGCGUGGUGGUGGUGGACGACAACGACAACUCGCCCUUUGUGCUGUAUCCGCUGCAGAACAGCUCUGCGCCAUGCACAGAGUUGGUUCCCAGAGCGGCCGAGGUGGGCUAUCUGGUGACCAAAGUGGUGGCAGUGGACAGCGACUCUGGACAGAAUGCCUGGCUGUCCUAUCAGUUGCUCAAGGCCACGGAGCCCGGGUUGUUCAGCGUGUGGGCACACAACGGCGAGGUACGCACCACUAGGCUGCUGAGCGAACGCGACGCAGCCAAGCACAGAUUGGUGGUGCUGGUCAAGGACAAUGGCGAGCCGCCAAUGUCGGUUACUGCCAUGCUGCACGUGCUCCUGGUAGACGGUUUCUCACAGUCUUACCUGCCGCUCCCAGAGGUGGCCCCUGAAGAGACCCAGGCCGACUCACUGACUAUCUACUUGGUCAUUGCAUUGGCGUCGGUCUCAUCGCUCUUCCUGUUCUCUGUGCUCCUAUUCGUUGCGAUGCGGCUAUGCAGAAGGAACCGGGCUACCUUGAGGAGUCGCUGCUCCGUCCCUGAGGGUCACUUUCCAGAUCACUUGGUGGAUGUUAGCGGCACCGGGACUUUGUCUGAGAGGUACCUCUAUGAGACAUUUCUAACAGGAGGUUCCACAAAUGAAGUCAAGUUCUUGAAGCCAUUUAUCCCCAACUUUCUGCCUCACGAACCUGGAAAAGAAAUAGAAGAAAACCCUUCUUUCCGUAAUAGCUUUGGGUGA
Molecule: messenger RNA, 2382 nt
Organism: Chrysochloris asiatica (Cape golden mole)
Lineage: Eukaryota; Metazoa; Chordata; Mammalia; Afrosoricida; Chrysochloridae
Gene: PCDHB12
Product: protocadherin beta 12
Exons: 1
Coding region: 1-2382 (793 amino acids)
Biological process (GO): homophilic cell-cell adhesion
Cellular component (GO): plasma membrane
Molecular function (GO): calcium ion binding
Source: RefSeq, a predicted model, not a curated record